AUGGCAUCCACCAAGGCCGCCCGCCUGGGCGAAGAAGUUUGGAAAACCCGCGUCGACAAGGUGAACGCCGAACUAGUCACCCUUACCUACGGAACCAUCGUCGCACAGCUUUGCAAGGACUUUGACAGCGACUAUGUUGAGGUUAAUCGACAGCUGGAUAAAAUGGGAUAUAACAUUGGCCUGCGCCUGAUCGAGGACUUCCUCGCCAAGUCCAAUACCACCUCGUGCUCCAGCUUCCGCGAAGUCGCUGAAAUGAUCUCCAAGGUCGGGUUCAAAAUCUUCCUCAACAUCACUCCGACGAUUACAAACUGGACCAGCGACAGCAAGCAGUUCUCUCUGAUAUUCGACGAGAACCCGCUGGCGGACUUUGUGGAGUUGCCGGACGAUGGCCGUGCACAGGAUGAACUCUGGUACUCUAACAUCCUUUGCGGAGUCCUGCGGGGAGCGUUGGAGAUGGUCCAAAUGCAAGUGGAGGUACAUUUCAUCAGUGACGUGCUCCGGGGAAACGACACGACGGAGAUGCGCAUCACACUGGUCCGGUUUAUUGAGGACGAGCUGCCGCCCGAUGAUGAGUAA
This is a messenger RNA of Lasiodiplodia theobromae, 576 nucleotides long. Its product is annotated as Bet3 family protein. Lineage: Eukaryota; Fungi; Ascomycota; Dothideomycetes; Botryosphaeriales; Botryosphaeriaceae. Gene Ontology annotation, biological process: intra-Golgi vesicle-mediated transport; endoplasmic reticulum to Golgi vesicle-mediated transport. The coding region runs from base 1 to 576 and encodes 191 amino acids. The transcript is spliced from 5 exons. The record is from RefSeq and is a predicted model, not a curated record. Gene Ontology annotation, cellular component: cis-Golgi network membrane; TRAPP complex; cytosol.